AUGAACCGCCUCUUCGGCGCCGCCCCCAAGGGGCCGAAGCCGACCCUCAACUCGGCCAUCACAAACAUCGACGACCGCAUCUCCUCCAUCGACGUCAAGCUCUCGGCCCUCACCGCCGAGCUCAACACCUACCAGCAGAAGCUCGCCAAGAUGCGCGACGGCCCCGGCAAGAACGCCAUCAAGCAGAAGGCCCUCAAGGUCCUCCAGCGCCGCAAGAUGUACGAGGCGCAGCGCGACCAGCUCCAGUCCCAGGUCUGGAACAUGGAGCAGGCCCAGACCAUGCAGGACAACCUCAAGAACACCAUGGCCACCGUCGACGCCCUGCAGACCACCAACAAGGAGCUCAAGCGCCAGUACGGCAAGGUCGACAUCGACAAGAUCGAGCGCCUGCAGGACGAGAUGGCCGACCUCAUGGACAUCGGCAACGACAUCCAGGAGAGCCUGUCGCGCUCCUACGACAUCCCCGAGGACGUUGACGAGGCCGAGCUCGACGCCGAGCUCGAGGCCCUCGGUAUGGAGGCCGAGCUCGAGCCCGAGAUGGGCGCCGGCCUGCCGAGCUUCAUGCAGGAGGAGCUGCCCGAGUUCGUCGACGAGGAGCCCAAGGAGGGCACCAAGGUCAAGCAGGCUGCUGGUUAA
Colletotrichum destructivum is the source of this 636-nucleotide messenger RNA. RefSeq names its product Putative Snf7 family protein. The transcript has a single exon. The record is from RefSeq and is a predicted model, not a curated record. Gene Ontology annotation, biological process: vesicle budding from membrane; late endosome to vacuole transport via multivesicular body sorting pathway. NCBI's taxonomy places the organism in Eukaryota, Fungi, Ascomycota, Sordariomycetes, Glomerellales, Glomerellaceae. Gene Ontology annotation, cellular component: multivesicular body. Bases 1 to 636 code for a protein of 211 amino acids.